GCUGACGACACUACGGAGAGUCCGUAACACACACCGACCUCUCCGGGGGCUCUGCGCAAGCGGCGCUCCCAGGUGAAUUAGACAAAGUGACUCCCAGAGCAUCUUGGCUGUAUGAACUCUUGAGCUGUCAAGGGACUGAGAGGCUUAUGAAGAGGUUCUGUCAGGCAAAACAGUGCUUAGCAAAGACACCGAGGAGGAGGGAAAAGGAGAAAGGGAGGGAGAGAGAGCUGAAACACUAACAAACCAUGAGAUCGAUCCGAUCGUUUGCUAACGAUGACCGCCACGUAAUGGUGAAACACUCAACCAUUUAUCCAUCUCCAGAGGAACUUGAAGCUGUCCAGAACAUGGUAUCAACAGUAGAAUGUGCCCUUAAGCAUGUCUCUGACUGGAUGGAUGAAAAGAACAAGUCUACCAAGUGUGAGGGUGAUGUGGAAGCCAAGGAGGAAGCUGUGGAAGGCAAUGCCAAGGAUCAAGGUGGUCGGACGUUAUGUGGUGUGAUGAGAAUUGGCUUGGUUGCAAAGGGCUUGCUGAUAAAAGAUGAUAUGGAUCUGGAGCUGGUUCUUAUGUGCAAAGAAAAACCCACAAAGACCUUGUUAUGUAUCGUUAAAGACAAUCUCCCAGCUCAAAUUCAGAAACUUACAGAAGAGAAGUAUCUGGUGGAGGAGCAUGUAAAUGAGGCAGCUAUUGUUAUCCGUAACACAAAGGAGCCCAAGCUCACUUUGAAGGUGAUACUCACGUCCCCUCUCAUCCGAGAUGAAGCAGAGAAGAAGGAAGGAGUAGAUAAUGUUGCGAUGAAAGAUCCUCCGGACUUAUUGGACAGGCAGAAAUGCCUGGAGGCCUUGGCGUCUCUGCGGCACGCCAAAUGGUUUCAGGCCAGGGCAAAUGGACUAAAAUCAUGUGUAAUUGUCCUUCGUAUUCUGCGGGAUUUGUGCAACAGAGUCCCCACAUGGGCACCACUGAAAGGCUGGCCACUCGAGCUUAUAUGUGAAAAAUCUAUAGGUACUUGUAAUAGACCUUUGGGCGCUGGGGAAGCGUUGCGACGAGUCAUGGAGUGUUUGGCAUCUGGAAUUCUGCUUCCCGGAGGGCCGGGUCUGCACGACCCCUGCGAGCGCGAGCCCACGGAUGCUUUGUCUGACAUGACAGUGCAGCAAAAAGAAGCCAUUACACACAGUGCCCAGCAUGCCCUCAGACUAUCAGCCUUUGGGCAGAUCUAUAAGGUGUUGGAAAUGGAUCCCCUCCCAUCCAAUAAGUCAUUUCAGAAAUAUUCCUGGUCAGUUACUGACAAAGAAGGUACAGGCUCGUCUGCUCUGAAGAGACCCUUUGAAGACAGUGUCGGGGAUGACAAGGAUCCAAAUAAAAAGAUGAAGCGUAAUCUGAGGAAAAUACUAGAUAGUAAAGCAAUAGAUCUCAUGAAUGCUCUGAUGAGGCUGAACCAAAUCAGGCCAGGGCUUCAGUAUAAGCUGCUGUCACAGUCUGGUCCAGUCCAUGCCCCAGUCUUCACAAUGUCUGUAGAUGUUGAUGGUACGACUUAUGAAGCAUCAGGACCUUCUAAGAAAACAGCCAAGCUCCAUGUGGCAGUGAAGGUUUUACAAGCCAUGGGGUAUCCCACUGGUUUUGAUGCAGAUGCGGAGUGUGUGAGUUCUGAUGAAAAAUCAGAUACUGAAGGUAAAAAUGAAACUACGUCUUCAAUCUCAAGCAAUAAUACUGGAAAUUCCACAGCGGACACCUCUGCUACCCUAGAGGUAAGAACUCAGGGUCCCAUACUCACAGCAAGUGGCAAAAACCCGGUGAUGGAGCUCAAUGAAAAGAGAAGAGGUCUCAAGUACGAGCUCAUCUCUGAGACCGGGGGGAGCCACGACAAGCGCUUUGUGAUGGAGGUAGAAGUAGAUGGGCAGAAGUUCAGAGGUGCAGGCCCAAACAAGAAGGUAGCAAAAGCAAGUGCUGCAUUAGCAGCACUUGAAAAACUGUUUUCUGGGCCUAAUGCAGCAAACAACAAGAAGAAGAAAAUUCUUCCUCAGACUAAAGGGGUUGUCAAUACAGCUGUUUCUGCAGCAGUCCAGGCUGUUCGAGGCAGAGGACGAGGUGCUUUAACACGAGGGGCAUUUGUCGGGGCAGCUGCUGCUACUGGAUACAUAACACCAGGCUAUGGAGCACCGUAUGGGUACAGCACAGCGGCGCCAGCCUACGGUGGUUUUUUCAUUGACAGUCCCUAUUGCCAGCCUCUCAGCAUCGCACCUUUUAUUAUUCACUUGGGCCCUCAAGAUUUCUUCUCUGACUUCUAGAACCAUCAGGUUGUGUGGCUCCAAAUGGCAUUUUGUACAUGUCUUAAAAGCAAGAAAAAACGUGGCUCGUUUUGAGGUUUCUCAACUUCAGACAUGGAAUCUGAGCUUUUUUCCUUUUUUUCUUUUUUUUUUUUUUUUAAAGUGUUUUUCUCACUUCUUGAACUUUGCUCCAUGUAACAAAAAGCAAUACUUAGUCCAAGCCACAGUCCUCUCUUUGGGUACAUAGCAAUAGAUGUGUAUAUACUUCUGGUUAUUUCUUUACACUGAAAGGGAAAGACUGGUGUGUCGGGGGGGGAAACCAACCACCAAACCAAGGCACAAUCCGGGCCGAGUGCUGCUUCAAGCAGUGACAUCUGCCUGGACUUCCACUCCUGAAGUCCCUCCGGAUUUUAAUACUCUGCUGUAUUUGCAUGUCUCCUAUCCAAGUUGCUACAGAGCCGUGCAAUGGUCCCUCCUGAAGCAGCAGUGCUUUGUACCAUUGUGCAUGUCAGCAGACAUGAAAUGUAGCAAAAAAAGGUAGAAGAAAAAAACAGAAUAUAUAUUUUUUUCCAAAAUGUAACUAAAUGAUAUCUUCUCUCUCUCUCUUCCCCACAUCAUUGAUAUGAGGCACAAAAAGGGUAGGCCUAAACUGGAAAGUCAAGUGGAUUGCUUUUGUGUCUCUUAAAAACCAUCACCAAAUGAUAGGAAAACACAGCAUUUGGGAAACAUCCAGUUCAAAAAACUUUGCUGCUCUAAAUUUACAGAGGUUUUUUUCCUCUUGAAUAUUUGUAUGUUGAUACUUUGAGAUUGUCAAUCAGCAAUAAUUGAAAGGUGAAUGUUUUUUUAAAUGGUAUUGGAACAUCUAUAUGUUGCAGCUUAAGACUUCUAAGCAGUUUUCAGCAGGUUAAUUCCACUUUAUUCUCAUUCUCUCCGGACCUUCAUAGCCAUAUGCACUUGUAUAAAAUAAGCAGAAAUGUAGUGACUGUAAGCUGAGAUCCUGAUAUAAAAGGUAAGAGAUUUUAUUUUCAGCUUAAAGAAUAUUUUUAUUGCUUUUUUUCUAAGAAUCUCAUAUAUCUGUGACAAUCUUGUAUAUGGCGUGUUUUUAUUAUGUCUUGUUUAACUUGGUGUUUGAAGAGGUAAUACAUAGGUCUGAAUCCCAACUUUGUAUUUCUCAAGCCCAAUUCAAAUACCCCCAGUUAAGAGAGAAAAUAUUACCUAACGCUUUUAAGAAAUUGUUUGGAUUUAUCAACAGACUGUUCUCCUUCAAAUAUUUUUCUCUUGUGUAGCAUAGAAAGCUGUACUGAUACUGCUCUGUCAGGCACUGCAUUCCCUGCAUCCCUGGGGAUACCUCUGGGUAGGUACCAAAGCCAGGCUCUGAAGGCCACCCCUUGGUUCUGGGGAUGUGGGAUGGGUGACACUAACGAACUGGUAACGAGAGAAAUUAUUUCCCUAAACUAUUCAAGCUAAACUCCAAAUUAAGAAGGAAGGACUUUGAUGAUAUUACAGUUAAAAUCUGCAGAGAUCAAAUUACAUUAGGCCAAAUUAAUUCAGGAAGCAGCCAAGUUUGCUUCCCUCCCGCGGGUGCAGAGGAGGGGAGGAGGGCAGGCAGGCAGGGAUUUAUCUCUGCGUGAAUCAUUUGCUUAGCUGUGGUUUUCUACAGCUGGAAAUCAGGAUACAGCCAUCCAUAAAUAAUUGUUUUCAGUUCUGUACUAAAUGUUUUAACACAUUUUACUUGGAUUAAAAUGGGUUUGGAUUAUGACCCAUUGGUGCACAUGAUAUGUGUAGUUUUAAAAUACUAUUUUUUUUAUUUGCCUUUUAAACCUUGCGUUAUGCAAAGUUGCAUAGUACAGAACUGCAGAAGUGCAGUACUUGCAGAACUUGAAGUUGCUGGAAACAACUCUUUUUAUAUAAAAAUGCUUAAAAAAUAAAAAAGCAAAAGGGAGCAAGUUGAUGACGAUGUAGCAGCAUUUUAGGGUCUCAAUUCAGUGAUUAAAACAUAAACCCUGUGACUGAUCACAGUUUAUAACAGUAUCGAGCAGACUUGGUACAGACUAUCUGCAUCAAAAUUCAAGAGCAAAUAUAAACUGUGUUUGAUUUUAAUACUGAGCCAUCAGAUUCACUAAAUGACUGUGUGUGUAGGUUAUCCAUAGCUCAGGACAUGUGCACAGAAUUCACAGGCUGAUAAAGAGCUGCUGCUCCUGUGGGCAGGAACCUGAGCUCGCAGGUGGCACCUGGGGAACUGAACUUGAGGAGCUGUUGCAGGGGCUGGCCCUGGCAGCACAAACCCCUUCACUGACACUUGCAGGACAGCUGGUGAGCCAUCAGAACGUCCUUCCCGCUCAGGGGUGCAGGUUUCCAUCUGUUAUCUUCCAGGUACAAACUCGGGGCUGGGUCUGACAUUCCCUUAAAACUGGGCUCAUUUUUCAUCCGGCCCGGCCCGGCAGUGCUGAUCCCAGAGCAGCAGCUGAUCCCAGAGCAGCAGCUGAUCCCAGAGCAGCAGCUGCUGGGCCUCCUUCAGACAGGAGUUUAGAUGCAUUAAGGUGCAUUAUAAUGAACUUCUCCUGAGUAUUCCUUUCCUAACUGCUGUCAGCCUGACAAGCACUGUCCAGUUCAAGGACUGAUAAUAAACAUCUUGCCGACUCUCAUUUGAUUUGCUUCUUCAUGGACUGUGCUUGGCAGCUUAAUCCAUCUGUGUUUCUUUCCAUCAGAAUUGCUCUGACUGAAUUUCCCUGUUUUUCUGCCAUCAUCCUUUUAACUCUUGCAAUCCUAAGUACUCCACUCUCCUGCUGGUUUUUUUUUAAUUCUUUGUUAGAUCUUUUUUCUCUAAAUUUCUCUAAAACACUGUUGUUUGUAAUGCAGUACUUAUGUCUGAAAUGUCCCCUUGCCUGUGCUGCCUCCCUUCACAGUCAGAGAGAACCUUUUCCUGACAUGUGAAACAGGGUACUUAAGACUCCUGAAUCCUGGGUUCUGCAGCCACUUGGAAUCAGAGAUCAGACCCAAGAAUGCAGGAUUGCCUGGGAACCCCUCUCACUGAGCAAAAUAGCCCCAUGUAUUGAAGGGUCACAGAGUAGGCUUGUAAGUGCCUCCUGAUGCUCUGGCAUUUGAGAGAGCAGCGAAAUUCUAUCAGUAGGUUUUAACCUAACUGAAGUAUCAGGCUAUUAUCUGAUGAGUAAUUUGGGUAACAUCUGCUUCAUCAGUGUUGCAACAAGCAUGUUUUGCCAAGGCAGACCUAGAAACUCUUUUUUGCACAAUGCUUGUGGGUUUCCUCUGAAAAGCCUCCUCACAGCAGCGUGGUUCGAAGUGCCUCUGCUGCGAGGUUGGAGGUCUGCAUUAGGGCUCCUUUGUACUUCUGUGUGUGCCCAGCAGCCAAACACGUGCCCCCGGGUCCCUGUGCUCUGUGCAGCUGCCAGGACCGCUGCCCAUUCCGCAGCACCUUCCCAGGGAAGCACAAACGUUAUUUCACAGUUUGAAUUUCUGGUUCAUGGAAAAGAAUUCUGAAGAAGUUCCUUUCAAUUAGUACAUCUAUAAAUAGGAGACCAGGGAAAGUCUGUGCCUGUACACUACCCACCUCAACGCUAGUUUUAGCUAACCAGAUGAUCGUGUGUAUUUUGGGAGAUGGUGUCUGGCACUUAAAGGAUUAAAAGAAGCUGGAGAUUUACAAUAAGGAACUGACCUGUUUGAUCUGUUAUCUGUACUGGAGGUGAAUGGCACUGCUAUUGACUUUGGAGUAACAUCUGUGAGCUCUGGGGGUCUGCUUCAGUCCUACUUUGCCAGCAACAGGAGAUUCCUCCAGCCACGUUCUAACUAGAGGAGGUUUUAGAGUAACCAGACUGGUUUGGAGGGCUUGGCUGGCUCAAAGCAUGGGCUGUGAUGCUUCCUGCCAUCGUGUCCUCUCUCUGCCAGUGCUUGCUGUCUUCCCCAAGCACACAUUCAGGACUUGGAACAUGGUGACCUUAUUCCUGGGCGUGGUGCCAGGUGGAUGGAGGGAGGCCAGCCCAUGCUCAUGAAGGGAAUGUGGAACACGCGGCCUCGGUUGCCCAAGCAAUUUCUGUUGGACACAGUGCCCAAUCCAACCCUCACAAAGGCAAUUUAGUGCCUGGGUAGGUGGUUCCUAAUCUGUCUAAUUUGCUGUCAUGUAGCCAGUGUGAGCUAAUUAGAUGAUUCAGCAAUUGUCAUGGCUCCCAUUUAAUGUGCUGUAAAUGCUGCUGCCACAACUUUCUCUGCUGUUAAAUACCUUUGCUCCUGUACUCUGUCCUCCUGCCCUGCCCUUCCUGAUCACCUUCUGGUAUCCCAGUAAAUAGAUGAUUCUCUCAAAUGAUGCAACUGUUACACAGAAGUGUCUAGAUUCUUAAAAACUUUUAACCAGACUAUGAAGCACUUCAAAGAAACUAGUUUUGCUACAAAUAUUUCAACUUAUUCAUGUGCCAGGGGACUAUUUCUACUCAUUUACAAAGAUCUGAAAACUAGUCCAGGAUCUCUGAUCUCUGGAGACAAGGAUUCUUUCUUUGAGAACACUUGCCUUCUAGUAGGAAAAAAAGAUUUAAAGUGUGUCAUACUCAAUAGAGGACUGUGCCCUCAAGCCCCUGAAAGAACUUAAUUGGGAAAAAGUGCACAAAUCUAAAAUUGAGGCUUUUUGCUUUCAUUGAGCUACUGAGAAUAAUUUCCCUGACAACAAGGUCCUCAGAUUAUUAGGAAGUAGAAAAUACAGGAGGAGGUGCACGGAGAUUUUUCAGCUAGUCUAGGAAAAAAAAAUCUCCUAUAUGUUGGCUGUUCAGCUAUGGAACAUCAAACUCUUGUCAUUUCUUAAUCUCCACAACAGCAAUAAAUGUGAGCAGCUUUAACGUGCCAUCCCUGAUCCAGUCCCAGCAAUGCCCCAGGAGAGUGAGCCUGGCAGUCCCUGUCUUUUCAGUCACCAAUUCCCUGAAAUGAAGUGUCCCUUGCUUCAUUUGUAAUUCUGCAUCUGCACUUCUGAGAGCCAGUCUAGAGGUGGGAUUCCUGAACAUCUCUCCAGAUCUGUACAGAUGAAGAGCAGGCAGACAAGACAGUACUUCAGUCUUUACUCAGACAAAAUGGCAGGUUUCCCUCUCCUCUUGUGCUUGGUGUGCCAAGAUAUGCUCACUCGGUAUUAGAACUUCUCGCCUUUAGCUAAAUUCUCAGUAGACAGCUGCCUGUUACUCAAUCAAGGGAAAACUAUGUCCCAGCUUCCCUGAGUUCCAAGUCACAGAAGCAGCUUACAAAAACAGCUCCUAUUUCCGGUGGCUCUGGGAAACAGCACAAGAACUCUGUGGCUGCAGAUUCCUUUGGAUACAUGAUGGGAUGUGUAAACAUGAAGUUCAGACUGUUGUUCUCAGUCGUGAAGCUGCCUAAGACCUCCCCUCUCUGGCAUCAAAAGAAUGAAAAUGAGCUCUGUGCUGGGCUCACUGAGGAGCUCUGUUAGGAAGGACUGCUCUGUCUCAAAAAACAGUAACUCGGCUCCAGUGUUCAGCACACAGACCCUCUCGGGCUUCCUGCUGAAUAAUCUAGUGAAAAAUGAGACACUUUAUUGACUUGUUUAAAGCAAAGCAAAGGGACAGUGUAGUUGAAUCUGCUGUCUAUACAACAGGAGACAGCUUGUCUAAGGGCUCAUUGGGUUCAUUCCACUCUCAGAGGAAAUUCUGCUCAAGUCAUUGUAGAGCAAUUCAUGGGAGAAACUGGGCACAGAAGUCCUGGCCCUAUGGACCAUGGCAGCAGGUUCCCCUGCCCUUUCUUUGCAACACCAUCCACAUAAGCCAGUAGUGAAGUAUUUGGCAUUAAAAGAAUUGUUACCAUGAAGCUGUUUCAUUACUUAACUCCAGAGUUAUGUCUCCCUAGCUUUAUUUGUGUCAUCUAAAUCCACACUUAUUUAUGUCCAGGUAUCCUACAGCUCCUGACACAUCUUCCUUCUUCCCAUCCUGCUCACAAUAAUGGGACUGAUUCACUUGUUGGUUUGUAGCUGCCGUGUGAGAUAACAUAAAAGCACAAGUAGGACACAUCUGCCUGUUCCUCUCUCCAGGGUCUCUUAGGAGAAAGGGUGCUCUUUCUGCCAGGCCUGUCUGAUGCUGUGCAGGCAAGGCAGUGCUCCACUGUGAGUGGUAGGAGUUAGGUAAGAGAAAAGGUCAUCACACAGUAAGACUUAAAUAAAGUGGGGAUUUUCUCCAAUUCCUGUGACUGCAUGAAACAUUCAGACCACGUGUUUUACCUUGAUUUUUACGAGGAGCUGAAUGUCCAAAAGUGGUGUGUGGGGAUGUGCAGUUCUAAAGCAGAUCUCUGAAUUUAGAUGUUGUUUUAUCUUGUAUUUGGUGCCUUAACGCUGUACAAUUUAAGGUCAUAUAUACUAUACCACAGGUAGUUUAGUAGUAAUACUUGAAAAGAACCCAUCAAGCCUAGUCUACAGAAACUCUUGCACAGACUGAAGCCUUCUCAGGGGGAGAGUACUCUUCCAUGUUUAAUUAAUAAUCUACCAAUAAAUUAGAGUUGUAAGAAUGUAAGAGCAUAUAAAAAUUUUAACCACAGAGACUGAAUUUAUCUGAUUUCUAACUUCAAAGGUUUGGGGCAAUAAGAUAAUUAAAGCUACAGUCUCUUCUAUGCUGUGUAAGUAAACAACAUCAAAAUGUUUUCUCACCAGCCUGAAGUGCAUGUUGUGAAAACCUCUGGACUGUUAUCUCUACUAGAACAAAUAACACUUAAUUUUAAAAGGCAUUAAUUGAAUGUAACUGGCUGUCCUUCACUCAUUAGUACAGGGGAGCUGGAAUGAGUAAGAGUCGCAAUUCAUUUUUAACUGAUUAAACUUCAGCCUCAUUCCUGCCUCUUACCUGGAUGUAGAAGCUCCAGCUGCCUUAUGCUGCUCUGCAGUUCAUGAGGUGUAGUGCAGCUCCUGCUCGAACACACCAUUUCUGAACGCUUCUGGUCCUGGCAGAACGGACUGCGGCGAGACAGAGAGAAACAUGGAAGUAGAACGUCUUUCUCCAGUCUCAGGUAGAGAUCAUAGAUAGGAAGCUGGAGGGAAAGUUGCACUGCUUUUUCCAAGUCCAUUAAGAGAGUCUGUGGUUUAUGUCUGCUGUGGAAAACCAGCAGCUUUAGUGUUCUAAAAGCAGGGGCAGACGGUAUUGCUUUUUCAAUAGUUAGUAAGAAAUAAGAGGUUUAAGCUAUCCAUACAGCUAAAAGCUGAUAGUGAUGUUGCUACAGGAGAUUAAUUUUUUUUUCUGUUCAGAAAUGAGUCCAGGAUUGCAGGUUUUCCAGAGGAGGAACACGAGAAAUCCAAUCAUCAAAUUCUUUUUCCUGAUGCAACCCUACCCAAAAUAAGGAGGCAGCUGCAGGCAGUGUAUAGAGCAUGCAACUGAAUUUUGGGAGGGAAAGGAAUAAUAGUAAUUUCCCCCUAAAGGAAUACUAGUUAGUUAUUUCUAGAGUGCCCAGAGUAUUCUAGACAAGCUACCUUUACAAAAAGGAGCAAGGCAACAAGGGAGAGCAGGCACUGCUCCCACAACCACCUGUUGUAAUGUACCAGGUCACCAAUAUUGGUGUAACUAGUUAUGACAAAGUAGGUUCAUCUUACCAGCAAAACGUAUUUUGACAUUCUAUCCACUUCUGUUUUUUAAGCUAAAGGGGAGUUAAUCAUAGCACUCAUCUGUUUCGAAGGGAGUAGAGCAGAAGGUAAGUUUUAACUUCAUACUUCAAAGCUGCUAUGAAUAGAUUAACAGUGUUCCAUGGAAACAACCUGAUAUACUUUAUUUUCUUUGUGCUCCAUUUCUGCGUUCUUGGAAAAGCACAAGCUUGUGUAAGCAUAAUCAAUACAAAGUUACUCAGGGUACUGCAUCAUCCCAGCAGUGGACACUAACCACAUCUUAAGUCAACAGGCACAUAUAAAUCAAGCUUAAUUAAGAGGAACAGGACAUCUUGGCGAGUUUUGUUUUACUGCUGGCACUGCUACAAUUUACUGAUCUAUGCAUACCAAAAUGUGUGUAUUGCUGCACUCCCAACAGAACUGAGGGAGUUCUGUAAGGGCGUCCUGUAAACUCACAGAGUCAGUGUAGGAGAGGCAGUAUUUAUUCUUCUUUCAUUAUUUCCACAAAGAACUGUUUCUGAGCAGAUGGAAAGUGAUACUGCUCAAAGGAGAGUAAUGGUGGGCUGGAGAACAGCAUUCAGAGCAGUACAGCUUUUGAAGAGUUAGUGAUCAUAUGAAUUUAAUUAUGAAAAUUCUGAUUUGCUGUACAGAUUAUUUCCUGUGUUUUCAAAUUCAUAUCACUGCUUCCCUGCUCAAAAAUAACAGGAUAAAGACAAGUGUAGUUUUCUAAUAACAUCUAUCGCAUGGAAAUCCACGUCCACUGGAGGAAAAGGGAGGCUGUACUGCAGAGAGCAUGUUCAACUACAGAGCCAUUCUCUGGGCAAUGCUGCAUAAUUUAGGAGUGGGUAAACACGCCUUCAGGGACAACAUGGCACAGAGCAGAUGGUUAAAACAAAAAAUAUCACAGAAAAAAGCCUCAAAGCUUUGUCCAGUCAUACAUUCAGUGUUCCCUGCCAAAGGGACAGGUACAUUCACACGCGCUUAGUGAGUUACGUGUCAGGCAUCACAAAGGUCCUUAAGGACAAACAUUUUGGAGCCAGUCUCCUUUUGGACAGAAAAGGGAGGAAGUUGACUCUGUCUUCCAGUUCCAAGGUGCAGUGUCUUAUUUCUAAUCCUAACCCUAAGUCAAUAUUUAUUGAUCCAACUGACUAAGCUUUUUAGGCCGACCAGCUCUCUGCGAAGCAAUUCUGUUCUCUUGAGCCUCUGCAGGGGCCAGUAACUGGUGCUUAACUACUGCUUCCACUGCGGAAUGUCACCGUCCUCCAGCUGCCCCAGAGCCAGGCUGGGACACUUGCACUUCUCAGAGAGCAACACUGCUGGGGUGGGGGCUCUCAAAAGCACUGAAGUACUACAGCAGAGCAAGUCCCAGUGGGCUGUGUGCUUUUUAAAGUCCUGUCUAGCUCUCAGUGACAAAGUUGAGCAUGAAACCUGUGCUGCCAAACGUACCAGCCCCUUGCUGAGGAGGACAUCGAUGGGAAGCAGGCUUGGAAGUGGAGAUUUUGAGGAAAGGCUGUCGUUUUCCAAAUCCAGUCAUAGGCUUUUUUUUUUUUAAUGGUUGAGCUUUCACCCACCAAAAAUCACCAUCAAUCAAAUCAAUUAAAAUUGCUGCUAAUUUGGGUUAAAAUAUCAUCACCUUUGUAUAACCCAAACCACCACCAUCCAUCCAUCUAAAUAAUUCCUAAGCAAAGACUCCUCAGGAGGCAGAGCCCUUCUGACAGGAAAUCUGGCAGUGCAGUAUGAUGUGACUUCUCUGAUGACAAUUCCUUCUCCAAGACAAGGAAAAGACAGAGGCAGUGCUUUGGGGCAGUGUUUCAUGCUCAGCAAGUUUGUAGAGAGAGGGAAUGCAAUUCUAUAAAUCACUUGUACUGUAUUUCUGUUUCUAGACUUGAAUGAAUUUCACUUUUCCUUUGUGGGUCAGCAUAGUAAACGUUAAAGAAAAGAUCUAUUUUUCUAAAUCUCUUUCACCAAUAAAGGUCUGACCUGCAGCCAACAGAUGGAUUUAUUUAUCCAUAGAGGAUGGAGUGUUUAUUUUUACACUAAGAUUGGAUAUGGAUUGAAUACAAAGAAGUAUGACCUUUAAACUAUCUAAACCUGAAGUACUAUGAAUGAAUUCCACAAAUGAGUAAUAUGGUAGACAAUUCAAUCUUUCUUCCCAAUAAAUCUCUAUCAAAAGAAGUUACCCAGAAUUAAACUUCCAAAUGAAGUACAAGAGAUCCUUGUGGUCUAAUUACAGACCACUUUGAAAAUCCUUCAGUUUUCUCCCAAUUUGUAAUCAGUAAAGAACAAUGAUGAUGGAACUAUUCCUGACUAUGAUCUAAAUAAAGAAAUUUCAAAUAAAGUAAUUUGGCAACAACCAUAGCUAUUUAUAGCAUUAAAAAUGUGAUCUGAACAUCCAAAUCUUCUUAAUUUGGAAGCAGUUGAGUGGGAAGAAAAAUAACUGCACACUGAAUUUUAAAUUGAGCUGUCUCUACUCACUAGCCAAAAAAGCCUGCAAAUGUCAAGGGAAUGCUCUCUGUACAUUCAGCUGCUUCCUUCCGUGCUGCUGUACCGUCCACUCGGCUUCAUUUGGCUUCUGUGCCGUGGUUUGUACGCCACCACUGUUCCUGACUGUACACAACAGAUCUGCACUGUAACCUCGGGUCAUUUGCCACUGAUUGUAACCCAGUGCUACAGACUUCUCUGUAUAGAAACCAGAACCAUGUCCCAUUGCUUCCAAUAGCUCCAAUAAAGGCUUAUCUCUGCAAACAGGAA
Pipra filicauda (Wire-tailed manakin) is the source of this 12591-nucleotide messenger RNA. RefSeq names its product spermatid perinuclear RNA binding protein (gene STRBP). Gene Ontology annotation, molecular function: single-stranded RNA binding; double-stranded RNA binding. The record is from RefSeq and is a predicted model, not a curated record. The coding region runs from base 246 to 2282 and encodes 678 amino acids. The transcript has 18 exons. Lineage: Eukaryota; Metazoa; Chordata; Aves; Passeriformes; Pipridae. Gene Ontology annotation, cellular component: precatalytic spliceosome.